Branchiostoma floridae (Florida lancelet) is the source of this 2076-nucleotide messenger RNA. Its product is annotated as transmembrane anterior posterior transformation protein 1 homolog. The record is from RefSeq and is a predicted model, not a curated record. The transcript has 13 exons. Gene Ontology annotation, cellular component: endoplasmic reticulum membrane; ciliary basal body. Bases 41 to 1978 code for a protein of 645 amino acids. Gene Ontology annotation, biological process: positive regulation of cilium assembly; maintenance of protein localization in endoplasmic reticulum. Lineage: Eukaryota; Metazoa; Chordata; Leptocardii; Amphioxiformes; Branchiostomatidae.
CUGUUUUAUUUGCGGUUGGUUGGUGACAAACCGUUCCAAGAUGGCGCCCAGAAGAACUAGAACUAGAAGCGAAGGAAACAAGCACGAAACAAAGCACGAGUUUCACACCAACAACGCCGCUCCCGAGCCCGAGAAUGUAGGAGCUAGCGGAGAACAACAUCACGUCGAGUCCGAAGAGGAGAGACUGGUCAAAGAGAUUGCCAACAUGCCCCUGUGGACGUAUCUGUGGGCAGAGUUGACCAGAGGUUAUCUGUUAGAGAAUGAAGAAGAGAAGUUUGCAGAGAGAAGGGAGAGAGUUUACACCUUCAUGAAGAUUCCUCAGGUGUUUGAGAAGCUGAUGUUCUAUGGGUUCUUCCUGUGCCUGGAUGCUUUCCUAUUCAUCUUCACCUUCCUGCCCCUGAGAGUCAUCAUCGCCCUCAUCAGGCUCAUCACCAUGCCAUGUCUGCAGGGGAAAAGAUCCAGACUGGAGCCAGCCCAGAUCUGUGAUCUGAUCAAGGCAGGGAUCAUCAUCGUGUGCACCAACAUCCUGUUUUAUGUGGACACCUCCAUGCUGUACCAUGUAGUCAGGGGACAGUCCAUUAUCAAACUCUACAUCAUCUUCAACAUGCUCGAGGUGGCUGACCGUCUGUUCUCAGCUGUUGGUCAGGACAUCCUGGACGCACUGUUCUGGACGGCCACCGAGCCUCGUGGUCGGAGGAGGGACCAUUUAGGUGUCAUCCCCCACUUCUUCAUGGCCAUCAUCUAUGUCUUUCUCCACUCCACAUUAGUGCUGUUCCAGGCCACCUGUCUGAACGUGGCCUUCAACUCCCACAACAAGUCACUUCUCACCGUCAUGAUGUCCAACAACUUUGCUGAAGUCCAGUCAAAUGUCUUCAAGACUUUUGGGAAAAAGGCCUUGUUUGAAAUGUCUUGCAAUGAUAUCCGGGAAAGGUUCCACUACCAUGUUCUCCUGUACAUUGUGGUGAUGAGAAAUAUGACAGAGUUUAACUGGAGCCCAGACCACCUGUACCAGCUGAUCCCAGACGUGUCCAUGAUCAUCGCUGCCGAGUACCUGGUGGACUGGGUCAAACAUGCCUUCAUUACCAAGUUCAACGAGAUCCCUGCAGACGUCUAUGAUGAGUACCGUGCCAGCCUAGCUUAUGACAUGAUCAGCAGUCGACAGAAGAAUGCUUUCUCAGACCAUUCAGAUUUGGUUUCCAGAAGGAUGGGCUUCAUCCCAUUACCCCUCACAUGUCUGGUUUACAUGAUUACUAGGAAGUCGGUGAAAGUACAGGGCACGACAGGCAUCUUCCUCUUGGCCCUCACAUAUUUAGCCCUUGUAACAGUGAAAGUGCUGAACAGCAUUGUCCUCUUGGGGAAUGCCUGCAAGUAUGUGAAAGAGUCAGAGAUGUUCAAGAACAAGCUGGCUAGCCGGCCGGGGAGUAGGAACGCCAGCCGGGCGGGCAGCCAAACAAGCCUCAACAACCCCAUCCCAACAUCCCCUCCACCCAACGUUGAGAUCACCAGGACAGGGUCAUUCUCCAUCCACCCAACCUCCACGCAGAGCAACGACAGCUCCGUAGAGGUCAUAGGAGCAGACCCUGUGGUACACACAAGCCCAGAGAAGCAACCUACUGAAAAGAAAAACGAUUACACGAAGGAAACUGCUUCAAAAGAAAACGAAAAAGCGCAGACUUGUGUUAAAGCAAAAGAGCAUGAGGGAAAUACUGAUCAGCACAUCAGGAAAAGUAAAGAGGAGGAAAAAGAACCGCACCACGGGAAAACUCGCUCACCGGAAAAGGGAGGUUCAGAGAAAACGCAAGAGGGGGCGACAGGUGAAGACCGUAUUAAAGAUGACUCACAGAAACAGGAAGAGAAAAAAGAUGAUAAAACAGAGACAAAACUGCCAGAUAAAGACACUGAACUGAAAUACAGGGGAAGUAAAACUGAUAUCAGGGAGGUGGACAGAUUCACUCUGUGUGGAAAGGAGAUUAUUUAGAGAUAAUUAAAGGAACUUGAGUUAUUAUUCAAAUGCCACCUAGGCCACACUGACUUUGAUAAUAUGGAUCACCCUUCUGGUCACCCCAAAUCUGAUGC